AAAUUAGAACAUAAUCAUGGGAGACAGUACUUUAGCUGGAAGCAACAGCUAACAAACCAAAACGCGUUACCUGCACCGAAUAUGAAUGAUCAAUAUGCAACCUUAGAAAACACAAAAAAAAUCCUAAAAUAAUAAUAAUUGUUAAAUGUUAACUUAUAUAAUAAUAAUUCUCAUUCAACCAACCCAAUCAUAUUCUUAAGCUCAUUUCAUUUCUGUAUUUAUAUAUACUAAGGUUUCAUAGCUAAGUCGGUGUCAGUGUUGAAGUGUGUCACUCUCUUCAAACAAAACAUAGAUCUGUUAUAACAAUGGGAAGAACAAACACUAGUUUGUUAUCUCUACUAUGUCUUGUUCUUGCAUUUAUAACUGUGUCUUUAGUGCAAGCUGAAGAUGCAUAUAAGUUCUAUACAUGGACUGUGACUUAUGGAACUGUUUCUCCACUUGGUACUCCUCAACAAGUUAUUUUGAUUAAUGGUCAGUUUCCUGGUCCUAGACUUGAUUUGAUUACUAAUGACAAUGUGAUUCUCAACCUUGUUAACAAGCUAGAUGAACCAUUUCUACUUACAUGGAAUGGAAUUAAACAAAGGAAAAAUUCAUGGCAAGAUGGAGUUUUAGGAACCAACUGUGCUAUUCCUCCAAACUCAAAUUAUACUUACAAGUUUCAGACCAAGGAUCAGAUUGGAACUUAUACUUAUUUUCCAUCAACUAAAUUGCAUAAAGCUGCUGGAGGGUUUGGAGGACUCAAUGUUUACCAUAGAUCUGUUAUCCCAAUCCCUUAUUCAAACCCUGAUGGAGACUUUACUCUACUCAUUGGUGAUUGGUACAAAACCAACCACAAGACAUUGAGCCAAUCUUUAGAUUCUGGAAAAUCUCUCGGCUUUCCUGAUGGCCUACUUAUCAAUGGUCAGGUUCAUUCUACCUUCACUGGUAACCAAGGAAAAACCUAUAUGUUCAGGAUCUCAAAUGUCGGUUUAUCAACCUCAAUUAACUUUAGAAUUCAGGGUCAUAUGCUAAAACUAGUUGAGGUUGAAGGAUCACAUACUAUCCAAAAUUUAUAUGAUUCACUUGAUGUGCAUGUUGGACAAUCAGUUUCUGUGUUAGUAACCUUAAAUCAACCUCCAAAGGACUAUUACAUUGUUGCCUCAACAAGAUUUACUCAAACAGUUCUCAACACAAUUUCAGUGUUACAUUAUUCAAACUCUCGUUCCUCAGCAUCAGGACUCUUGCCUUCUGCUCCCCCUGCUACCGAUUAUGAUUGGUCGAUGAAGCAAGCUAGAACUUACAGAUGGAAUCUGACAGCAAAUGCUGCCAGGCCUAACCCACAAGGGUCAUUCCACUAUGGAACGAUAAUUCCGACUAAAAGAAUAAAUUUGGCGAAUUCAGCACCAUUGAUCAACGGAAAGCUUCGUUAUGCAGUUAAUAGUGUCUCCUAUAUCAACCCUGAUACACCUCUUAAGCUUGCUGAUUACUUCAACAUUCCUGGAGUCUUCAGUGAUAAUUCAAUCCAAAACACACCCUCUAAUGCUCCUGCACAUUUAGCUACAUCGGUGUUGCAUACUUCUCUUCAUGAUUUUAUCGAGGUUGUUUUCCAAAACAAUGAAAACUCCGUGCAAUCUUGGCAUCUUGAUGGUUAUGAUUUUUGGGCCGUCGGUUAUGGUUUCGGCAAAUGGACAGAUGCUAGUAGAAGUUCAUAUAAUCUAGUGGAUGCUUUGACUAGACAUACUGCACAGGUAUAUCCAAACUCAUGGACAGCAAUAUUGGUGUCAUUGGAUAACCAAGGUAUGUGGAACUUGAGAUCAGCCAUAUGGGAAAGACAAUAUCUUGGACAGCAAUUGUAUCUGAGGGUGUGGAAUGCACAACGCACCGCCGCAAAUGAAUACGAUGUUCCUAAUAAUGCUCUGCUUUGCGGCAAAGCAUUGGGACAUCAUGCUUAGAGUAUACAUUUUCAACCAUUUAUUGGUGGUUUUUUCUAGUCAUGAGAGCUUGACUGCAUUUAGUAUUCUUUCUUUUUUUAAUGAAGAAUAUAUAGGAUUAGAUGGAGAAGUUAAUUUCUCAAAUGUUUGAGUCUUAAGGUAAAUUUGAGAAAAAUCUUGUAUUGAAUUUGCUUUGCCAAUAUAUUUAUUUUCAUCCGUGAACCUCCUUUACCCGAAA
Molecule: messenger RNA, 2148 nt
Organism: Trifolium pratense (red clover)
Lineage: Eukaryota; Viridiplantae; Streptophyta; Magnoliopsida; Fabales; Fabaceae
Product: L-ascorbate oxidase homolog
Exons: 9
Coding region: 306-1931 (541 amino acids)
Molecular function (GO): copper ion binding; oxidoreductase activity
Source: RefSeq, a predicted model, not a curated record